CAAAAUUGUUGGAUAAUUAGGGUUCAAAUUUUUCUUGUUCAUUCAAAAAACCAACCCAGAAGAGAAAGGAGAUCUUACUUUUUAAUUUGGACUAACUGAUUCUGAUGAGGUAACAUGAAUGUUGUACUUGAGAAUCUGGUAAGAAGACUGAGACCCCUUGUGGGCUCAAAAGCGUGGGAUUACUGUGUUGUUUGGAAAUUAAGCGAAAAUCAGAGGUUUAUAGAGUGGGUGGGUUGUUGUUGUGGUGGAAGUGAGAGGAUUAACAUUAAUGAAGAUGGUGUAGAAGAAGGAUUACUCCAUUGUCACGGUCAAUCUCAAGUGCUUUCUUGCAGGGAUGUUAUGGUUGAUCAUCCAAAUUCCAAAUCCUGUGAACUUCUUUCCCAACUUCCUUCUUCCAUUCCCUUAACUGACUCUGGGAUUCAUGCACAGACUCUGAUAUCUAAUCGACCCAGUUGGCUAUUCUCCCAUAAUUCAGAUUCAGAUCACAGUAUAGAGGUGAUCAAAGAAACAGUUGGGACAAGGGUAUUUGUCCCUGUGAUUGGAGGACUAAUUGAACUUUUUGUUACCAAACAAGUAUAUGAAGAUCAAAAUGUGAUAGACUUUAUCAUAUCACAAUGCAACAUUUCAACGGAGCAGGAAACAUUAAUCAUGAAUUCAAGGAACAUGGAUUCGAAUUUCCAAGUCACAAUUAGUAAUUUACAGUAUUCAUUGGAUGAACUUGAAUCAAAACCUUUUCUACCAAAUGAUCAAAACGAUCAUGAUGAUCCGAAUGACAUGAAUCACCAUGUUCAUCAACAACCAGUUUCUUCUGCAACUGAAAACAGUAUCUUGACCGGUUUGGCAGCUUGUGAGAAUAUCUCCAUUGAUAGACUCCAUUUAUGCAGCCCUGAUCCAAUGGACCUCUUGCAGCAAUUCAAUUACUCUAAUUCAGAUCAUAAAAUGAGUGAUGCGGCUGCUGCAUUUUUUGAAGUACAUGAUGAUCAGAGCUCAUUUGCUUCUGAUAAGGCCAUGAUCAAUAUCCACCCUUUUAAGUUGGAUGACAAUAAUAAGCUUCAAGACAAUUUUGAUCAUCAUGACACUUCAACAACUAAAGAUCAUCAUCAUCAUCAUCAUCACCAACAUCACCAACAAGGAAAUGAGAUCAAACAAGAGAAUGGUCGGUCUGAUUCCAUCUCUGAUUGCAGUGACCAAAAUGAUGAUGAAGAUAUCGAUGCAAAGAAUCGAAGAGGCAAUGGAAAAGGGCAUCAAGCCAAAAACCUCGUUGCAGAGAGGAAGAGAAGGAAGAAACUCAAUGAUAGGCUGUAUGCUCUUCGCGUGUUGGUUCCCAAAAUUUCAAAGCUGGACAAGGCAUCUAUUCUUGGGGAUGCAAUUGAAUAUGUGCAAGAGUUGCAGAAACAAGCAAAAGAACUACAAGACGAGCUUGAAGCUCAGAAUGAGUCGGAUGAUGAUGAUGAUGAUGAUGGCGCUUCCAAGCGGACAGGCAUGGUAAAUGGCAACCAUAACAUGAUUAAUGAGUCAGAGAUUUUCAACCAACACGGAAUUAUGAACAUUGGAUCUAAACCUGAUCACCAUGUCAAGGCUCCAAAUGGGCUAAUUCAUGUGGGUGCAUCAUCAUGCAUCAAUAAUGAAUCUCAUGUGUUAAAAGAAAGUCUUCAAGACUCUGAAAUGACCAGUGACAAGGGACAACAAAUGGAGCCUCAAGUAGAAGUGUCGCAAAUAGACAGGAAUGAGUUCUUUGUGAAGGUAUUUUGUGAGCAGAAACAUGGAGGGUUUACAAGAUUGUUGGAGGCUCUGGAUUGUUUAGGCCUUGAAGUAACAAAUGCUAAUGUAACAAGCUUUAGAUGCCUUGUCUCCAAUGUUUUCCAAGUUAAGAAAAGAGAGAGCGAGAUGGUUGAAGCAGACGAUGUAAGGGAAUCGUUGCUCGAGGUAACACGAAACCAGUGGAGAGGAUGGAUGCCUGAGAUGGCCAAGGCUAGAGAUCAUCAUCACCAUUAUCACCAUAGUCACCACAACAAUUUCCUAAUUCAAAAUCACCAUCUGCACCACUAUCAUAAUUAGUCCUUAUGUAUGAUCAGUAGCAACAUUAAUUUAGUCAAAACAUGUUUAACAUAUUUGAUCUUUUCUUGUUACUUCCUGAAAAUUUCUCCUUUUUUUCUA
Molecule: messenger RNA, 2157 nt
Organism: Carica papaya (papaya)
Lineage: Eukaryota; Viridiplantae; Streptophyta; Magnoliopsida; Brassicales; Caricaceae
Product: transcription factor ABORTED MICROSPORES
Biological process (GO): regulation of DNA-templated transcription
Cellular component (GO): nucleus
Molecular function (GO): sequence-specific DNA binding; DNA-binding transcription factor activity; protein dimerization activity
Source: RefSeq, a predicted model, not a curated record